Molecule: messenger RNA, 6805 nt
Organism: Hypanus sabinus (Atlantic stingray)
Lineage: Eukaryota; Metazoa; Chordata; Chondrichthyes; Myliobatiformes; Dasyatidae
Gene: arhgef10
Product: Rho guanine nucleotide exchange factor (GEF) 10
Exons: 30
Coding region: 148-4401 (1417 amino acids)
Biological process (GO): actin cytoskeleton organization; mitotic spindle assembly; positive regulation of stress fiber assembly
Cellular component (GO): centrosome
Molecular function (GO): guanyl-nucleotide exchange factor activity; protein binding
Source: RefSeq, a predicted model, not a curated record
GUGCGGGGCAGGCAGAGAGCUGGGGGCCAGCGGCCGGAGUUUAUCCCAGUGUCGGGAACUCGGAGCUGACAUCGUUGGGUAAUGAAUGCUCUCGGGGCAUGUGUUUCACACUCGGAUGAAAAGGUGCCUGGGUGAGGUCCAAGCAGAAUGGAUCUGGAUGAAUUUCCACCACCACCACCUGAAGUCCUGGAAAAUGAACUUCCAUACACUGAUGAUGAUGAUCAGGAGGAGGGAAAAGCCUUUGAUUUUGACAGCGAUGAGGUUCCAGAAGCUGACAGCGAGCCUGUCUUGGAAUUUAUACCCACAGUCCUAAAUGCCCAAGGUCAGGGCAGGGUCCCGGACUGCACAACAGAAGAAAUGGCUGUUGAGGCUUCACCUGAGAACAGUGGGUACUAUGAAAUAUCAGAAACCAACAACGUGAACCCACAUACAGAUGAUGCAGCCCAAAACACAGAGGCAAACGCAGAAGAGAGCGACACGGCUGCGAGACUGACAAAUGCAGCGGAACAGACCACAGCCGACACGACACUUACAAAAGUGAAUCCAUAUUCAGUGAUAGACAUCACUCCACUCCAAGAGGAAGAACAAGUCACACUGUCAGGAGCUGAGCAAGGGCACCAGGAUGAGAAGGCGAUGGGCCACGUGCAGUCCCCUGGAUAUAGUGUACCGGUUCCCUGCGGUUACGCUGUCCCAUCCAACGUACCAGUCCUCGUACCUACAUACUCCGCACCUGUCACUUUGAUACGAAAUGUUUCUGUUGAUGAGGAAGGAUUGCAAAGUGAUGAAUAUCAAUACAGUCCCACUCCAUCAAAUAGCCAACAGGCUGGUGAAGAUUACCUGGCCUUUGAAACAGGCAACGUCUUCAGCAAAUGGGCUUCAGACCCUGCUAACACAGCGUGGUUAGACGGUCAGGAUGAGGUGAUAUACGAUGACGUUCCCAGAGAGAGCUCGGAUGCGUCUGCAACAGACCCAGAGGAACUGCUCUAUGAUGAUGUGGAACGUGGAGAUGAGGCAGCAACUAGUUCUCUAGAUUAUGGCUGGAGCUCCAGUGAGUUUGAGAGUUACGAUGACCAGAGUGAUGGAGAGGCGAAAGUGGAAAAUGGAAUUCCCAAUUCAUUUCUUCAAGGCAAAUCUCACAAGAAUAAGAUCCACCAGCUGCCCCAGGACCUGAGUCGACUGAAGGAGCAUUAUGAGAAGAAGAUGAAGGAACUGGCCAACGCUGUUGGAAGUGUGGAACUGCAGCAGCUGAAACAGAAACAGGAACGCAAGGUACAGAUGCAGCAGCUGAUGAAAGCAGCAAAGGAGGGAACCAAAGACGGGAUUGAGAAGACCAAAGCUGCUGUGCUGAAGAGAGGCCGCUCAUUUAUCCGGCACAGGUACCAAGAUCAGCGGUCAGGGUGCUUAUGUGAUGAGGAACAGAACCUCUUUAUUGAUGUGGACUGCAGGCACCCAGAGCCAGAAAUGACACCGAUGCCAGAAGGACUGACUCAGCAGCAGGUGAUCCGGAGAUACAUUCUUGGAUCCAUUGUAGAGAGUGAGAAGAAUUACGUGGAUGCAUUGAAGCGAAUUCUAGAGCAAUAUAUGAAACCUCUUUCAGAAAUGGAUCCAAAACUAAUCAGCGAACGGAAACUCAAAAUGGUAUUUUACCGAAUCAAAGAGAUUCUUCAGUGCCAUUCCCUGUUCCAGAUCGCCCUAGCCAGUCGGGUGACCGAGUGGGACGCGGUUGAGAUGAUUGGAGAUGUCUUUGUUGCCUCAUUUUCCAAGUCGAUGGUACUCGAUGCAUACAGUGAGUAUGUGAAUAACUUUAGCACUGCAAUGGCAAUUCUCAAGAAGGUCUGUGCCACCAAACCUGCCUUUCUGGAAUUCUUGAAAAACUGUCACGAGUCGAGCUCUGAUCGUAUAACACUGUAUGGAUUGAUGAUGAAGCCGAUCCAGCGGUUUCCACAGUUCAUCCUUCUGCUCCAGGACAUGUUGAGGAACACUCCGAAGGGACAUCCUGACAGGCUCCCACUCCAGAUGGCUCUGACUGAGCUGGAAACGCUGGCAGAGAAACUGAAUGAGGAGAAACGAGAGGCAGAUCAGCGCUGUGAAAUGAAGCAGAUUGCCAAAGCAAUGAAUGAGCGCUACCUGAAUAAGCUUCUUCGCAGUGGGAACCGAUACCUCAUCCGGUCGGAUGAUAUGAUGGAAACAGUUUACAAUGAAAAGGGAGAAAUGGUGAAAACAAAGGAGCGUCGUCUGUUGAUGUUGAAUGAUGUUCUCAUGUGUGCCACAGUCAGUUCCCGACCACAGCAUGAUAGCAGUGGGGCAGUGUCUUCGGGAUUGAGGUACUUACUGAAGUGGAGCGUCCCGCUGAAGCAGGUCGAAGUGGUCGAGUUCAGGAACAGUGAGGAUCUGGCAGAGAAGAAUCGGUUUGUGCCACCACACCCUGGAGAAAAGAUUAUAAUUAGCACAAAGCCAAAUAAGCUGUACAUGGGACCAUGCCAACUGUAUCAGGACCUGGAGAACCUCAUGCAUGACUUAAGUGUGGUUGGCCAGAUUUCACAGCUGGUUGCUACUUUGAAAGGAAAUUAUCAGAAUUUAAAUCUGAUUGUGAGCCAAGACUGGACGGCAGGUCUCCAGAAACUAAUAUAUAAAAAGGAAGAAGAAAUUAGAGCUGCAGAUCGCUGCAGAAUUCAGCUUCAGUUGCCUGGAAAACCUGACAAUGAGGAAAUCCAGCGCCAUCGGCUGGGAGCCCUGGGGCACAAAUCCUGUGAAGCUUUAAACUCUUCAAAGGCGAUGUAUGGGAAACUCUCAUUCUUCACGGCAGUGUUCAACACAUUCACUCCAGCAAAUAAACUCUCCUGGACGAGCAGCUUACAGAUGGCCAAACUGGCCCUUGCUGAAGAGAAUCAGCUGGGCUGGCUGUGUGCGGAGGAUGAUGGCAAGGAGGUCAAACGGCAGAAGCACCCCCUUCUCAUCAGGCACAUGCCUGUGACAAUGUCAAAGCUUCAGGAGUUCAAGGUGGAAUGCGCUGUUCACAACCCAGAGUGCUGCAGUACACCAGAUGCACCAGACUCAUUCUCCAUGGAGCAUGGGUAUCUGUGGAUUGGAAGCUGCACCAAUCAAAUGGGGCAGAUCACCAUCAUUGCUCUUCACAACUCCAACCCGAAGGUCAUCGAGUGUUUCAAUGUUGAGUCUCGUAUACUGGCCAUGGCAUAUGUACCGGAGGAGGAUAAACCUGGAGAUCCCAAGGGUACGAAUACAAAGAUGACUGAAGGUCCAACCAUCUGCCUUGGCACAGAGGAAGGCAGCAUCUCCGUGUACAAGAGCAACCAAGCAUCAAAGAAAGUGCGUCUUCAGCAUUUCUUUGCUCCUGACAAGUCAACGGUGGUGAGCCUGGUCUAUGGGUUUCGGUGCCUGUUUGCCGGACUCGUCAAUGGAAGCAUCUCCAUCUACACAAAGGCAGAAGAUGGUUCCUGGAACACUGACUCACCAAAGGUGCUGAAACUUGGUGACCUGCCUGUUAAGUCCAUCCUGGUUAUGGAAGACACGAUCUGGACGGCUUCUGGAGGGCAGGUUUUUAUCAUCAGUUCUCAUACACACACACUGCAGCAACAGUUUGUAGCUCAUCAGGAGGAAGGGAUGCUGAUCUCACACAUGGCCGUGGCGGGCGUUGGGGUUUGGAUUGCUUUCAGCUCUGGGUCGGCCCUCCGCUUGUUUCACACAGAGACACUCCAACACCUGCAGGACAUCAACAUUGCAGCUCCUGUUCAUAACUUCAUUCCAGGUCAACAACGAGCAACCGUCACCAGUCUGCUGGUGUGCCACGGUUUACUAAUGGUUGGCACUAACCUGGGUAUCAUUGUAGCUUUGCCUGUCCCCCGCCUGCAGGGAAUCCCAAAAGUUACAGGCCGGGGAAUGGUGUCCUAUCACGCACACUGCGGUCCGGUAAGAUUUCUCACCACAGCCACGGCCACCACCACCAUAACAAACAGAAACCCAUCACUCACAAGCCUGUCCUUAACACCGGAAGGGGAAAGUGAAGAUGGAUCUGGUUGUGAAGGGACAUCGGCAGAAGGCUUGAACCUGACCAACGGGAACCAAGGGGUUUGGCUUGGAGACUCAGCGGCUCAUCACGCCAGCCAGCCUUCAUCCACAGGUUCUCUGAGCUGUUCCCACCAAUCCAGCGCUCCGGAGCACGGACCUGAGGACACCGCACUCUACGGGCUCAUGAAUAACCCCAGUCUCUCCAGCAAAAGUAAGCGUGUCAACAGCGAGAGGUUGAAGAAGACAAAGAUGAGUUCUGUGUUGGUCAUCUCUGGUGGUCAGGGAGAUAAACGACUCAACAAGAAGUCCAAACAGCGGCAAGACGAGACGGGUUCCACUGUCAUGAUCUGGCAGAUCCCAUUGUUAAACAUGUGAAGUUAGUGCUGGGACUUAUUUGGUAAAAUUAUGUGAGAAAGGCAUAAGUUAUCUUCCAUUUUUAACCAGUGCUCAAGUCAUGUCAGGAUGACAAUCUGGCAGUGUUUGUACUGGUAAUACUCAAGUCUCCCUCAGCUCAGAAUUUGCCUUUCAAUAUAUUUUUAACAUGUUAGAGAGUUUCAGUAGCUUGGUUGCCAGUUAUUAAAAUACAGCUCCAUUGGAUAUUUCAAAACACCAGUUUAGUCCUGGAGAAGUUCAACUUGGAGCUGAUGUUGCCAAGGUCAUCUUCCUUCUGUGACAACGGAACAGGCUUCCUACUGAUGGGUGUGUUCAGGCCACUCAGGCACUGCAGGUCAAUUUCUUAAUGAAUCUUCUGGCACUUUUAAACUAACAAGAGGAAUCUGCCAACUAAAAUAUAACACCCUGAGAAUGAAGAUGAAAGCUCCUGCAAUCGGUGGAAGAAGUUGAAAUGUAGUUGAUGCAGUUGUCAAGAGUAAAUCAAACGGUUGCAAGGAUUAUAAUGCAAGUAAACUAUUAAAAUGUAUAUGUUUAUAAAAGAGUUGUUACAAAUUUAAAUCUGCUUGGAGCAGCUAAUUAAAAGAAAUUCCUUAUCUAAUACUCCUGACCAUGAGGGAAAAAUUACUCGAACGACGGAACAGACUCAAUAGACCAAAUGGCCUAAUUCUGCUCCUCUAUCUUAUAGUGUUAGAGUAAAACGUACACUUGCUUUGACAUUAAGUUACAUUACAAUCAUUAAGACACAAUGAUAGUAUCUGUACAUUUAACAAACAAUUAAUCAACAGAGAGAGAUCAGAUCCUCUUGCUAACAGCAGUUAUAUUUCCUACUUUUGUACAAACUAUCACAAAACGAUUAUAUAUAUUUUACAGUUAUUUUCAAGCAGUUUGAAACUUUUAUGUUUAAAAAUGGACAGUAUGCUAAUUGGCUUCCAAUUCUCUUUCAUGUUCUCGUGGGCAGUCAUAAAAUAAUAAGCUGGUGAAAAUGGUACACUUUAAUAGAAGUAAAAAGUGAAUUAUUUGGGUUUACACAGACACCGGUGAAUUGAAAAUAUUCCAAUCUAGAUCAUGCAACCUUAGAACACUUCUUCAUGAUAUCUCAAGCAUCAUAAAUAAGCUCGAGGCAUCAGAGUUUGAAGUUCAUUUCUGCUAUCCUCUGUAAGCAGAUUUUAUGUCCACCCAUGUGUGCAUAGGUUUUCGUGUGGUGCUCUGAUUUCCUGCCACAGUCCAAAGACAUACCUGUUGGUAGGUUAAUUGGUCAGUUUAAAUUGUCCUGUGAUUAGGCUAGGGUUAAAUUGGGGGUUGUUGGGCUUCACAACUCCUUGGGCCAGAAGGGCAAGUACCACACUGCAUCUCUAUAUCAAAUUAAAUUUUAAAAAAUCUCAUUCUGCCACUCUUUCAAUGUAAUGUCUGUUGAAUACUUGUAUUUAAUUCAACUUGCUGAUUAAGUAACUUGUUAGCUGAAAGAGAACCCAUUUAAAUUCUAAUCGUUACCAAGACUUGGGGGGAAGUGAAGUUAAGCCAACCUUUAUGAGGUUUGCAACAGUGAACAGGUUGUAAAUUUCCAGUGUGUGUUUCAUUUCUCAUUCCAAAUAUCUGGCAGUCACAGGCAUAUGUCGUGAAAUACGUUGUUUUGUGGAAGCAGUACGUUGCAAUAAAUAAUUUAAAAACUAUAAAUUACAAUAAGAAAUACAGACUGUAUAUAUAAAAAUAAGUGCAAAAAGAGUAUAAAUAAAUAAAUACUGUAGAUAGAUGAAUAGAUAGUGAUGUAGUGUAUAUGGGUUCAUUGUCCAUUCAGAAAUCUGACUGCAGUAUGUAAAAAGCCAUUCCUAAAACACUGAAUGUCUUUAGGCUCCUGUAUCUCCUUGAUCAUUGCAAUGAGAAGAAGUUAUGUCCUGGAUGAUGAGGGUCCUUAAUGACAGAUGCCGUCUGCUUGAGGCCUCACUUUUGAAGAUGUCCGUAAUACUGGGGAUGCUAGUGCCCAUGGUGGAGCUGGCGGAGUUUAAGACUUUCUGCAGCUUUUUCCAGUCCUCUGUAGUGGCCUCUCUGUACCAGAUGGUGAUGCAACCAGUUAAAAAGCUCUCCACAGCAGUUUUGUUUAAUGUUUCACACCAGUACAUUGUUGUUUUGUCUCACUAAUAUCAGUACUUCUGAUCUGCCAUUAUGGUCAGUAGCCCCCGGGAAGGUUGUUUGUUCAAUGCUGUGAUUACACUUCUGCAUUAGUUUGCAGUACAAUAUUGCAAAACUAAAUUUCCAUUCUGGAAAGCAUUCUUAAUUGUUCAAAUUGUAUUAAAAAUUCAGUAUGCUGUCAGUUUGCCUAUAUUUAUGUACUAAAGCACAAACUUGUACAAUUGAAUUUUAUUUUUAGCAUGUUCCAUUGGAUACAUUG